Molecule: messenger RNA, 335 nt
Organism: Meloidogyne enterolobii
Lineage: Eukaryota; Metazoa; Nematoda; Chromadorea; Rhabditida; Meloidogynidae
Source: the annotation of a GenBank genome assembly
GCAUGAAAAAUAUAAAUUUAAUUUUUCGUUUUCAACAGCCAAAUAUUUAUAUAAAUUCUUCAAGAUUUUUAAGUUUAACUCAACUUAAACAAUGGCAAAAAUAUGAAAAUGAAAGAUAUUUUGGAUAUGAACCGUCAGCUGAAGAACCUUGGAAAAGGAUUAAACAUGGAUUAAGUUAUGAUUUGAGAAGAGCAGCUAGAAGAUAUAAAGAGGUUUGUGGAUUUGUUUUGUUUGAUUGUUUUAUAUUUUUCUGGAGGCUAUGGGGACCGAGUAUAUUUAAAACUUCUUUGUUAGAUUCCUUUUUUUGGGUGGUCGGGGCAUUUUUUAUGGCCUAA